Oppiella nova is the source of this 1037-nucleotide messenger RNA. The record is from the annotation of a GenBank genome assembly. NCBI's taxonomy places the organism in Eukaryota, Metazoa, Arthropoda, Arachnida, Sarcoptiformes, Oppiidae.
AAUAAAUACCAAAAUAAUAAUCAUUUGCUUUUGACAUACAGUUAGCCAUUGAUUGCCAUUUCGGAGACAAUUAUGUCGACCGCCGCUCAGGAGGAAGAGGUCGACGACUACAUGUCCGACACGUUUGUGCCCCAAGAGCUCAAUGAUAUCCGGCCAUCGCUUCUCUACAGCCAUAGUCUGCGCGUAAAACAGGCGGCGCUCACGAAGAAGAGUGCGUCCGAUCCGAAGCCGAAGACCUAUUAUCGACAACUGGAGGACCGGCUCCGGGAGGAGGCGCUCAACACACCCCUCGACGAGACCAACAAAGGCUUCAAAAUGUUGGCCAAAAUGGGACUCAAUUUACCGCAAAGUAGUGGACAAUCACUGCCACCACAACCACAACAGCCCCAGAGUAGCGUCAAUGAGAGCGCCGGCGCUGAUAGCGCUACCGGUGCCGCCACUGAUGCCAUCGCUGGUGACCAUACGAUAGCCGCCAAAGACUGGAAGAGUUGGGAACCGAUCCGAAUUGAGCUGAAGAACGAUCGCAAGGGUUUGGGAGCCGUUAAGCGUCGCGUAGCCGACGACGACAAGCCACAGGUGCGACACAUCGAUGAUAAGCGCGUCGAAGACCAGUUCCGGACCCAUAAGAGGUCCAGAAAUGUGUUGUUUCUGAUGUCCAAAGAUUUGAGAACCGCUCAGAAGGUGUGCCGCAAUUUGGACGCCGAGUCCGGUGUCGAGGAACAGGAGUUUUUGGCGCAAACAGAGCGCCCGAAAUGGUUUUGGCCGCCCAUUGAGCGCCAGUCCGCUGAUGAUGGGGAAGGGGUUGUGGAACAGGAGGUCGCAGAGGACGGGGAUGAGGAGGAGGGAUGCGUUGAGCAGAGGUUUAAAGCGAUUAACGAGUAUUUGCGGCAAAAGUACUUCUAUUGCAUUUGGUGUGGCAUUCAGUUUAAUGAUAGCCAAGACAUGAGUGAUAACUGUUUGGGUGACACCAGAGAUGAUCACCAGUAGGACAUGGGUUUGUCAGCACCGGUAGCCCUCACACAAGUGUCGUAAUAUAU